Macadamia integrifolia is the source of this 2192-nucleotide messenger RNA. Its product is annotated as pentatricopeptide repeat-containing protein At1g62350. Bases 721 to 1503 code for a protein of 260 amino acids. The transcript has 3 exons. Lineage: Eukaryota; Viridiplantae; Streptophyta; Magnoliopsida; Proteales; Proteaceae. The record is from RefSeq and is a predicted model, not a curated record. Gene Ontology annotation, molecular function: protein binding.
UAUACAGUUAUACUAGAUAUAAUAGAUAAAAACAAAUAUUAACGUCUUUUUUUGCGCCUUAUUCCCAUCCCUUUAACCUUUUCCUUGCUAUCUGUUCCCUAAUAAUUAAAACCAGGUCCAGUAUGCACCAAAGCCAUUUUCAAAGUUUGUUUAUCUGGUCCUAGUGAGCAGCUAAUCUUCUAGAGCUGAAGCCAAAGCACACUGUCACCCAAAAAUUCUCUAUAAGUUUUUUUUCCUUUUUUGGUGUCGUUCGUUUAACCAUUUUCCUACUGGGUAAAGUUUUCUGUCCAAGAGUUCUCUUGCAUUUCUCUGCCACUCAUAAGAAAUCAGUCCCUCGUCUCAAGGUAUCUACACACUUUUGAAGGUAAAUGACUCGUGCAUAAUGGAAAUGUUCAAGGUGAUAUUAAACCUAUGCCGUUAAUUCUCAAGUGCUACAAGGAAACUUUAUUGUGAGAUAGAUGCAUCAUUAAAUUUAAGGGGAGGAUUCUCUGAACAAGCGCCAUAGGAGAGCAGAGGGUACCAAUGAGGUGUGAUGAAACGGUUUCAUACAUAGCAGAGAGGUCAUUUCAUGUAAGGAGGAAAGAGAUAGGGAUUCCACGGUGAACAGCUGGGUUCCUCCAUGGUCUCCAUGUUCCUGUGACCAGCAUAGGGUCUAUGGGUUCCUCCUGGUAUUCAAAAACAGCAAGUGUAUGCCUGAUGGGAUGAGAGGAUCUGCCACCCAUGUUGCGCUUAGCUACAAUUUUACUGAAGCAAAGAGCAAGUGGAGUUACAGGUUGCACCCUGCCUUUUUUUCAGCAACAAUGGUGGCAGUUCAAAGAUGUAGAACAAAAACAUAAACACUGGGGUGAAGGCUUCAUCCAUCACUUCUCUGGUUCAGCUUCAAGCCCGAGUUUGUCAAUAUGGAGACGAAAGAAGGAAAUGGGAAAGGAGGGUUUGAACGUCGUGAAGGAGCUGAAGCGAUUACAAUCCAACACCAUCCGGCUCAAUCGAUUUAUGCACUCACAUGUCUCUCGCCUCCUCAAAACCGAUCUCCUCGCCGUCCUUGCUGAGCUGCAUCGCCAAGAUCAGGUUUUUCUUGCUAUGAAGAUAUACGAAGUGGUGCGGAAAGAAAUAUGGUAUCGUCCUGACAUGUUCCUUUACAGGGACAUGCUUAUGAUGCUUGCAAGGAACAAAAAGGUCGAUGAGGCAAAGAGAGUGUGGGAAGAUUUGAGGAGGGAAGAAGUACUAUUUGAUCAUCACACUUAUGGUGACAUCAUUAGGUCUUUCUUGGAUAGUGGAUUGCCUUCAGAAGGAAUGGAGUUAUAUGAUGAGAUGAGACGAUCUCCUGACCCUCCCAUUUCACUGCCUUAUCGGGUCAUACUGAAAGGGCUACUACCAUACCCUGAACUGAGAGAGAAGGUAAAAGAGGACUUCCUGGAAUUGUUCCCAGAUAUGAUUGUGUAUGAUCCACCCGAAGACCUGUUCGAUGACCAACAACUGAUUAAGAAUAGUGAAGAUGAUUAAAGAGGAGAGCCCCUUUGUACUGAAAGUCUGAAUGUACCCAACUACACAUUAGUUCUCGCAUGCCAAAAAAGGGAUGUGCCCAAGGCUCCUACCACUGCAGUGUCAGGGGAAGGUUGCAUGUGUGCAGUCUAACUUCCACAUUCACAGAGAGGCUGUUUCCCGAGUUCCCUCUCCUGCAAAUGGGUUUUUGUUAGCAGGUUCAGGCUGUUGGCUUGGUUUGGUGUUCAGGUACAGCUUUAGGUGUGUUGCUUAUGGGAGACCCUUUUUUUCACUGAGUAUCUUAAAUGUUGGCAUUUGUAAUCGCAGACAGUUGCAGUGUCCAGGAGCGUUGCUUAUACAUCUUGUCCAUGGUUUUAUAAAAGUGGAAUCAGGGAUUGAAUCAGUAAGGGCCGAUACCAAAAUCUGAAUCAGAUGGAAUCGGCUGGAAACCAAUCAGAAUCGGUGGAAAUUUGUUGGAAUUUGCAGGAUCAGUCGUAGCUGAUUCCAAUCUGUAUUGACGGAUCACUGAUGAAUCCUGAUUCUUGAAACCAUAAUCUUGUCUACCUUUAUUUUCUUGCCAAGGAAAUAUAAUUGCAGAUUACUCUUCUAUGAAGGAGAGAACUGAGGGCAACAUUUUUCAUUAUGGAUUUAUUUAUGGAUGAAAUUGAUUAUGAAUAUUUAUUAACGAGUUUGUUUAUUAAUUGUUACAA